This is a messenger RNA of Hibiscus syriacus, 471 nucleotides long. RefSeq lists its product as uncharacterized. The record is from RefSeq and is a predicted model, not a curated record. Lineage: Eukaryota; Viridiplantae; Streptophyta; Magnoliopsida; Malvales; Malvaceae. The transcript is spliced from 3 exons. Gene Ontology annotation, molecular function: nucleic acid binding. Bases 1 to 471 code for a protein of 156 amino acids. Gene Ontology annotation, biological process: DNA integration.
AUGGCGGAAAAACAAAGCGGACAAUAUUUGAAGAUACUCAGAUCAGAUAGAGGAGGCGAAUAUACAUCAAAGUUAUUUGAAGAAUUCUGCAAAGAGCAUGGCAUCAUCCAUCAGCUGACAACCAGAUACACACCACAACAAAAUGGAGUUGCAGAAAGAAAGAAUCGCACAAUCCUGGACAUGGCAAGAAGCAUGAUAAAAGAUGAACAAGCUGAUGAUCAAGGUCCUCAACAAAAUGUACCAUCGUCGUCAAGCAGCAGCAGCGAUGCCAGUAACAUAAUAGAAGAUCCUGAAGCACCUCCCACAGAAGUUCGAAGAUCCACAAGAGAGAGAAGAAUGCCAGAAAGUAGCAAUGAUCGAGACCAUCAGACUUCUCACAGCAGUUGCAGCACAAAAAGGAUGAAAAAUUUACCAGAUGGAUGUGAAGUCAGCAUUUCUAAAUGGCUACCUAGAAGAAGAAGUUUAUAUUGA